CCCUUCUCAAAUCUUCUCAACUUAAAACCCUCACCAUCCCUAUUCAUCCCAAUCCCCCCCAAUCCCACUUCCUUCCUUCUUUAAAUCUUUAGUUUCGAGAACUCCUAAUGGCUGAUUGGGGGCCGGUGAUUAUAGCGGUGGUGCUCUUCGUCCUGCUCAGUCCAGGCCUUCUCUUUCAGAUCCCAGCCAAAGGAAGAGUCGUUGAAUUCGGUAACAUGCAGACUAGUGGGGCUUCCAUUUUAGUCCACGCCAUCAUCUACUUUGGCCUCAUCACUAUCUUCCUCAUCGCCAUCGGUGUUCAUAUCUACACUGGCUAAAACUCCCCUCUUCUCUUUAAUUUACUCUGUACUGCCUUUUUUUUUUUUUUUUUUUCUUUCUUGUUCUAUAAUCGAUGGAUUGUUGUUUGUUAUGUGUAGUUGGAGUUUCAACGAUUGCGAUUGUAAAAUUGGUUUGAUCUUAAAUGCGAUUUAUAAAUUGAAAGGUUGUUGUUGGA
Messenger RNA from Cucumis melo (muskmelon), 493 nucleotides. RefSeq lists its product as uncharacterized. Lineage: Eukaryota; Viridiplantae; Streptophyta; Magnoliopsida; Cucurbitales; Cucurbitaceae. The record is from RefSeq and is a predicted model, not a curated record. The transcript has a single exon. Bases 108 to 317 code for a protein of 69 amino acids.